GCCCACAUUGCCUGACUAUCAGAUUGCUCGAGCGCUCGAAAGCUGGUCGCGAAGACGGUAUGGCUCAUCAGCAUCCUUCGAGCUCAGACGAUCCCGCGGUGUACUUCACAACGCUGCCCGCAAUCCGCGAAAGAUGCCGAGCAGUAUUUGACAUUGCUUCAGCCAACAGACUCCAAUACUGGAACGUCGACUUGUCCCAGCAAGACGCUAUCGUCGACUUUUGCUGUGCGCUGAUCGAGCGUGACUACGGCAACAAGUACGCUUCCAUACCGCCUCAUGGCCGCAUGCGGCAUUUUGUGGGAGACAGACUCACACCUCUGCUGGAGCGAUGGCAAGACCAAGGUCGACUGGAAGCAUGCAGAAAGAUCGUCGAUCUCCUCGUCGUGUCCGUCUUGCUCGACGCAGGCGCCGGUAGUCAGUGGACCUAUCGGCCGAAGCAAGGCACAGAAGCAGAGCGAAUCAACGGCAUCGGGCGCAGCGAAGGUCUUGCAGUAGCUAGUCUCGAGAUGUUCGAGCAAGGUACUUUCAGCGGCAAGCCAGACGAUCCCUAUCGCGUCGACGCGCUGGGCUUAUCGAAGAUCUCGACGGAUGUCAUCUCACAAGGCCUGCAAGUCAACGAUGAAAAUUGCAUGACAGGUAUCGAAGGACGAGCAAAUGUGCUCGUAAGGCUCGGCCAGGUCUUGCUCGAUCCAGAGAACCAGGAAUACUUCAGAAAUCGGGAAAAUGUGCCAGGCCAGCUUGGCCUUCGACCUGGCAAUCUUAUAGACUACCUCUUGUCGCAUCCGGAGGCGAAGCAGAUGCCCUCGGCGACUUCUCUUCCCAUCUCACUACCAGUCUCUGCUCUCUGGACAAUCAUCACGCAAGGACUGGGCGGUGUCUGGCCUGCAUCGCGUACAAAAAUCGAUGGCAAAGCUAUCGGCGACGUCUGGCCUUGCGAGAGCUUGCGCAAACGGGUCGACAGCGAUACAGCCGCUCUCGUGCCCUUUCACAAGCUCAGUCAAUGGCUCUGUUACUCCUUGCAGGAAGCAAUGCAGUCCAUACUGGGCUGGCAGUUCGAAGGUACCGAGCAUCAGACUGGUCUGCCCGAGUAUCGCAAUGGUGGCUUGCUCGUCGACUUUGGUCUGCUGACUAUCAAACCCGAGGCCGUGCUACAGUCCCUUGACAAGCCUGUGCCGUCCGAGCUGCCACGGCCACUUGACUUGCCGCCUUUGCCGGCCUCUCACAGCGCCAUUGUUGAGUUCAGAGCAGUAACAGUCAUCAUGCUCGAUCGUAUCGCCGAAGCUAUCCGUGCGAAGCUCGGUACGAAGCUGAGCCUCGCACAAGUCUUGGAAGCCGCAACUUGGAAAGCCGUACGUGCUUCUCGGCUGCUGGCCUGCUAGUCUGAUGCCGAGCAGGGUCGGGAGAUUGCAAAGCAGAAGCGCCCGCCUGUCGGCGGCCCGCCCCUAGCAAUCGAACUCGAUGGAACGAUCUUCUGAGCUAGAUAGUCUUGCUCAGUCUCCAUGUCAUGUACGCGGCCACAGCGGCCGACAAUCCGCCCAGUCUAUUCGUCAAAUCAGCAUGCAUACGUGCAUAGCACCAAUGACCAACCUGAAGAUGACCGCGACGCCAUUCCAAGAUGCCUGGGGAGCAAUGUCGGUCUCGCCCGAUGCUUGCGGCGUCAAAAACGCGAAGAUCAACGACG
Molecule: messenger RNA, 1681 nt
Organism: Mixia osmundae IAM 14324
Lineage: Eukaryota; Fungi; Basidiomycota; Mixiomycetes; Mixiales; Mixiaceae
Exons: 5
Coding region: 60-1379 (439 amino acids)
Source: RefSeq, a predicted model, not a curated record